AUGGAGGCUCUAGUAUUUUUGGGACUUUCAAAUAAUGAAUUAUCAGGGACAAUUCCUAGUUGUCUGUCGAUACCAAACUUGACCAUUUUUUACUUAUCAUCAAACAAGUUCUCAUGGGUUUUUCCAAGUAAUUCAUUCUACAAUAUUUCUACACUUGAACUGAUAAACUUGGCAAACAACAAACUUGAAGGAGAGCCACUAGUUGAUGUGAGCAGUUGCACAUCCUUGUCUAUUUUAGAUCUUCAAGGAAACCAAUUCUCUGGAAGUAUUCCCUCAUGGAUGGGUAGAAGACUUCAAAGUUUGCAAAUUUUGAAUCUUCAAGGAAAUUCAUUCGACGACGCUAUUCCUUUUUCUCUAUGGAUAUUGCCUCGCUUACAAAUUUUGAUUCUUGCAGACAACAAACUAGAAGGAGAGAUCCCACCAAUUGAGGCAAAGUUUGCAACCAAAUUUGAAAAAUCAACCGUUUCAGGUGUAGUGUGCAACUCUGAAGAAGAUCAAUAUGCAAUUUGUUACAUGAGCUACAUUAGACAAGUCAUGAAAUCAAACAAUUUGAACGACUCUUACGUACAUGUAUAUUCAAUGGUGAAUGUCGACCUCUCCAAUAACAACUUGCAAGGACAUAUUCCAAUGGAAAUAAUGAUGAUAAAUGGUUUGUCUAACUUAUAUGGAUGA
Messenger RNA from Cucumis sativus (cucumber), 672 nucleotides. Its product is annotated as probable LRR receptor-like serine/threonine-protein kinase At4g36180. The record is from RefSeq and is a predicted model, not a curated record. Lineage: Eukaryota; Viridiplantae; Streptophyta; Magnoliopsida; Cucurbitales; Cucurbitaceae. Gene Ontology annotation, molecular function: protein binding. The transcript has a single exon. The coding region runs from base 1 to 672 and encodes 223 amino acids.